AAAUGGUCGGACCCUUCAUGCAGGGUGUGCUCCUCAUGGGCAUUAUCUAUUGGUACACCAAGGGUAUGCUCUCGCUGAUCAACGACUAUUAUCGCAACGAAAUUCUACGUAAGAUACAAACCAACGAACCGUUGAAUGAAUCGGGCGAUUUUAUUAAUGUCGAUCAAAUAGUAGAACAUCAUUUGGCGCAGAUCAACGGUGGGGAGCAACAACAAGGUUUUGAGCAAAUAACAAAAGAGUUGAGAAUUAAUAAUACUAGUGAUGUAGAAAUGCAAAAGCAAGAAACAAAAUACAAAUACGUGGACAUUAAAGGCGUCUGCUUACGUGAGCAACGUCUGCAAGAGUUCUUUAGAUUAGUGAAAGCAAAAAAAAACAUUUGUUGGUUAAAUGAGACGAUUUGGGCGACGGCAAUAUGAGCUACCACAAUAUAAACAUGGAAAUAUAUUAUAUAUACUAUACACAUACAUAUACUUAAAGACGCCUAAAUGUUGGCUUAUAUAAAUGUCUAUUAAAGAAUGUGUUUAAAAAUAUUGCAGGAAAAUAAUCAAACUUAAAAAUGCUUAUAUACAAGCAAUUACAUAUAUAUAUUCAACUAUAUUAUAUAUUUACUCAAACAAAUUUAUUCACUCUAUCUAACUAUGUAUAACGGUAUUUCGAAUGCCAUAUGUACAAUGCGCGUAAUGCGAAAAGAUCGCAAUUAAAUGCUUAGGCAUCUUCUCCAAUACAUAUGUACGCUUUAUACCCUACUCAAUAUAAUCGAUAAUCUAUUCUUAUUGCUUAUUACACAAUAUUUGAUUUUAUUGACAUUAAAGCUUACAAUUUAUCAUGAAUAAUACAUGGAUAUGAAUCAACUUUGCUAAGAACUCAAAUGAUGUUUACGAAUAUACGUAUAAAUAAAUAUAUAAAAAUACAAAAAAUAUAAAGAAAAUAUUAAAUAAAAAAUGAAUUACAGUUACUCAUAUAUGUUAUAGUAGUUUAGAUCUGUGAGCUUGGUAUGCAUAACUAAAUCACGAGAGCAGCUUGAAUAAAAUCUCAGUAUCCUGUGCAUCGUUCUACGCAAAAA
Molecule: messenger RNA, 1063 nt
Organism: Bactrocera neohumeralis
Lineage: Eukaryota; Metazoa; Arthropoda; Insecta; Diptera; Tephritidae
Gene: Xport-B
Exons: 1
Coding region: 3-416 (137 amino acids)
Source: RefSeq, a predicted model, not a curated record